AUGGGAGACUCGCCGCAGAGCGUUAUCCCGAUUGUCGAUCUCGCCGCUUCGGCCCCGACAGAGCAAGCUGCCAACGAGCUAUGCAAGGCCUUUCGCGAGGUGGGUUUUGCGUACAUAAAAAACCACGGUAUUCCAGAAGAACGAAUCGAAGAAGCAUUCUCAUGGAGCCACAAGUUCUUUAAUCUCCCGCAGAGCGAAAAGGACAAGGCGCCUCAUCCGCCCGAAGGCUGGUACCACCGGGGGUACUCGAGCGUCGGCCGCGAAAAGGUCUCCCAGAAUGUCUUUGACCCGAACUCGCUCGCGCAGCACCGCAAGAUCCCGGACCAAAAGGAGUCGUUUGAGCUCGGCCGGGAAGACGACGCCGUCAUGCGCAACAUCUGGCCGCCCGCAGCCGCGCUGCCCGGCUUCCGCGAGUUCCUUGUCGACUUUUACGGCCGGUGCAACGCGCUCGAGACGACGCUGCUGACCACCGUGGCCGUCGGUCUGGGCCUUGAUGCCGACUUUUUCGAAAGCUGCCACCGCGGACGCGACAACCAGCUGCGGCUGCUGCACUACCCGCCCUUUGCGGCGGAGCUGCUCGAGCGCGGCCAGGCCGACUGCAUCGGCGCGCACAGCGACUUCGGCACCAUGACGCUGCUCUUCCAGGACGCCGUCGGCGGGCUCGAGAUUGAGGACCAGCACCAGGGCGGGCGGUUCCGGCCGGUGCCGUACAUACCGGGCACGAUUGUGGUGAAUAUCGGGGACAUGCUGAUGCGCUGGACGAAUGACGAGCUGCGGUCGACGAUUCACCGCGUGCGCACGCCGACAGAGACGGAAGCGAAUCCAGAGACGUGCAUGCGAAUGACUAAACGCCGGUAUUCAAUUCCGUUCUUCAUCGGCGCGGAUCCGAAGACGGUGGUGGAUUGCGUGCCGACGUGUCAUGGGCCGGAGCGGCCGAAACGGUAUGAGCCGGUGACGACGCAGGAAUACUUCACGAUGCGGAUGAAUGCGCUGUAUUAA
Molecule: messenger RNA, 999 nt
Organism: Akanthomyces muscarius
Lineage: Eukaryota; Fungi; Ascomycota; Sordariomycetes; Hypocreales; Cordycipitaceae
Exons: 2
Coding region: 1-999 (332 amino acids)
Molecular function (GO): dioxygenase activity
Source: RefSeq, a predicted model, not a curated record